AUGGAGAACUGUUCAGAGGUGAAGGAGUUCAUCCUUGCUGGAUUAACAGAUGCCCCUGAGCUUCAGGUCCCCCUCUUCAUAAUAUUCACUAUCAUCUACCUCAUCACCCUGGUGGGGAACCUGGGCAUGAUAGUCCUAAUAUUGUGGGACUCUCGUCUUCACACACCAAUGUACUUUUUCCUCAGUAACCUCUCUCUGUCAGAUAUGGGCUACUCUUCCACCAUCACUCCUAAAGUGAUGGCUGGAUUCCUCCUAGAGGACAAAACCAUCUCCUAUAGUGGGUGUGCCACACAAAUGUUCUUCUUUGUGUAUUUUGCCACUGUUGAAAGUUACCUCCUGGCUGCUAUGGCCUAUGAUCGCCAGGUAGCUGUGUGUAAACCCCUCCAUUAUACCAGGACAAUGACGUCCAGUGUAUGUGUCUGUCUGGUGAUUGGAACCUCUAUCCUUGGUAUUCUUUUUUCCUCCCUUCACACAGGAAACACCUUUAGCCUUGACUUCUGUAAUUCCAACAUGAUUCAUCACUUUUUCUGUGAUAUUCCACCCCUUUUAGUUCUCUCUCGUUCUAUCACAUACAUCAAUGAAUUAGUUGUCUUCUUUGCUGUAGGAUUCAAUGUAUUUUUUGCCCUUUUUUUCAUCAUGAAAUCCUAUUUUUUCAUUUUCAUUGCCAUUUUGAGGAUGCGUUCAGCUGAGGGCCGCCAGAAAGCAUUCUCUACCUGUGCUUCCCAUCUCACAGCUGUAUCCAUAUUUUAUGGAACAGUGAUCUUCAUGUACUUACAACCUAUCUCUAGCCAUUCCAUGGACACAGCCAAAGUGGCUUCAGUGUUCUACACCAUGGUCAUCCCCAUGUUGAAUCCUCUUGUCUAUAGUCUGAGGAAUAAGGAGGUUAACAAUGCUUUUAGGAAAAUCAUGGGGAGACAAAGCCUUCACUAG
This is a messenger RNA of Gracilinanus agilis (Agile Gracile Mouse Opossum), 930 nucleotides long. RefSeq names its product olfactory receptor 5B12-like. Gene Ontology annotation, molecular function: odorant binding; G protein-coupled receptor activity; olfactory receptor activity. The record is from RefSeq and is a predicted model, not a curated record. Gene Ontology annotation, biological process: sensory perception of smell; G protein-coupled receptor signaling pathway. Gene Ontology annotation, cellular component: membrane. The coding region runs from base 1 to 930 and encodes 309 amino acids. Lineage: Eukaryota; Metazoa; Chordata; Mammalia; Didelphimorphia; Didelphidae. The transcript has a single exon.